AGAAGAUGCUCAGACAUCAGGACACAUAGAGAUCCAGCACAUCCUCCAUCGACAGGCUGAGGGAAGCUCAAAUAAAAACAAAUUUAAAAAAGCAAUUCAAUAUUAGGAUGUGCAGAAAUACAUCCUAAUUACUGAUCAGUGAUAAACAAUGGACAGAAGUAUUUUAGUGAAGCUGCUCCUCUUUGCUGCUUGUCUUGCUUGCGCCCACAGUCAGUGUCGGGAAGGUUGGAGGGAGUAUGAGGAUAAAUGUUACUUCUUUUCAAAUGACACAAAGUCGUGGGAGGAGGCGAAUGCAUACUGCAUCGAGCACACCAGCCACCUGAUGAGCAUUCAGGACAUACAUGAAAGGUUAUGGGUGCGAACACAAAUCGGCACAGAGAUCUUCUGGAUCGGCUUGAAUGAUAAGAUCGUAGAAGGUGUCUGGGAGUGGAGUGAUGGGAAACCUUUUAUAGAAUAUUUAUUGUACUGGAUGUCCGGCCAGCCUGAUAACUGGAAUGAUGAGGACUGUGGUGAGUUGGUAGGAGAAAGCUUUGGACAGUGGAACGAUGAAAACUGCAACAGCAAGAGGAAAUACAUCUGCAAAUACAUCAACGCAAAUCCUGCCCCACAGUGUGACUUAGCCAACGGCUGGCGGCAGCACGGCUCCAACUGCUACAAGUUUAAGUCAGAAACCAUGAAGAGCUGGUCGGCAGCCAGACUUGACUGUUUGCAGGAGGGAGGAGACCUGGUUUCUAUAACCUCACUGGAGGAAAAUACGUAUAUGAUGGGAACACUGUCAUCAACACACCUGGACUUCUGGAUUGGGCUCUCCACUCUGAAAUGCAACAAGAUUUCAUGUCAGCUUGAUCCUGCGAACAGCCAGUUUGCCUGGUCUGAUGCAAUGCAGGUGGGAUUCACCAACUGGGAUGGCAACCAGUCAGUAGACCCACAAGUCGGCGGGUGCGCUGCCUUAAUCAAAGACUCGUCGGAGGCAUUUGGAAAGUGGAGGUCCCAUUUGUGCAAAUAUGAGCGUCCAUACAUAUGCAAACGUCUAAUCAGCACUAUCUGUCCUCCGGGUUGGCAGAGCUUUAAGGGAAGCUGUUACUGGAUCGUCAGUAACAUCAAUAUGUUGACCACUUGGCAUGAGGCUGCAACCGCAUGCUCUGGUAUGAGCGCUCACCUGCUGUUCAUUAACAGUCAAGAAGAGCAGUUUUUCAUAAACGGGAAACUUCCAGACUUUCACCAAGUUGACAUUCCUGACAUCUGGAUCGGCCUAUCAGAUAUGUACCAGGACGGAGACUUCAAAUGGACGGAUAAAAGCAAAGUCGAAUUUUCAAAUUACGGAGCUGGCUGGCCCCGAAACACGAUUGACACGUGGGACUGUGGUCAGAUCUUUACAGGGAACUAUGAGGGCAAAUGGGAAACAACCAACUGCUUUAAGAACCUGGGUUACAUCUGUGAGAUGACAGGUGGAAUGAACCCUCAACCCACUGCAUCUCCUGAUGGCCACUGUGACAGAGGAUACCUGCUGUAUAAGGACUACUGCUAUCACUUUGAGAGCGAGCAGGUGAAAAACUGGCAUGAUGCCGAGGCUCAUUGCACCAAAGAGCAGGGUCAUCUGGUCAGCUUUCAUAAUGAGGAAGAGCUCAGUUUCCUCACUGCUCAUAUGCCAGGGGAAGCCUGGGUGGGCUUAAAUGACAUCACAGCUGAAAGCGUUUUCGUGUACACCGAUGGAAGCGCUGCAGACCUCCUCCCCUGGGCGCUCAGCCAACCAGACAACUGGGAAAACAAUGAGGACUGCGUUCACCUGACAGGAAUGACCCACCCUGAUCCUGGGAAGCUUAAUGAUGAAAAAUGCACUGCCACGAAGGAAUUUGUUUGUAAAAAAGCAAAGGGUCAAGGACCUCCUCCUCACCCUCCAACGUCUGGACCAGGAUGGAAUGAGAAAUGUGGCUCUUGGACCCCUGACCCUUUCAAUGACUACUGCUACCUUUUAAACUACCUAUCAAUGAGAACCUGGGCAGAGGCUCGAGCUGACUGUGUCAACCAGGGAGGGGAUCUUCUCAGUAUCACUGAACCCUUUGAGCAGACCUUCAUACAAGCCCUGAUCCAGCAGACCCCAACUGGGAUCUCCCUGUGGAUGGGAGGCCAUGACUCAGUCACGGAGGGUGGCUGGGAGUGGACGGACGGCUCUCCGUUUAGAUACAUCCGCUGGAAUGCAGGUAACCCAGAUGAUUAUCUCGGCGAAGACUGCCUGACGAUACUUAUUAAUAAUGGCUACUGGAAUGAUGACAACUGCGAGAGCAAGAGAGGAUAUAUCUGUAAGCGGAGAGGAAAAACACCUGAGCCUCCUCCCCCACAUGAUGGUUUUAUGACAGCAAUCGUGUGCCAAGGAUCUACUGCCGUCCUCCAUUGUCCACAAGAGAGUGUGAUAAACAUCCAGUCUGCUUUCUACGGCCGAAAGAGCGACGACAUCUGCCCACACUUUGAUGGAUCUGAAGGCAGCUGCACUGUUGAAGGAGUUCUUCCUCAGUACAGAAAGGCGUGUGAUAACCGUCCUUUCUGUUUUGCCUAUGCCUACACCGAGGAGGACCCCUGUCCCACUGUGUCUAAAUAUCUGGAGAUAGUCUAUAGCUGUGAGCAAAAAGUAUGUUUGCACGGCCUGGGUGUCGAGGAUGGGAACAUUACAGACAUCCAGCUUUCUGCUUCUUCUUCCAUCGGCUCCUUUACCGCACAAAAAGCACGUUUGAAUGGAGAUUCCUGUUGGAUGCCCUCAGGAAGUGCAUCUUCAAGCUGGAUCCAAGUGAACCUCGGUCAGAUCAGGAAAGUAACUGGGAUUGUAAUCCAGGGUUGUCCUCAGAGUGACCACUGGGUCACUAAAUUUAAGCUGCAGCACAGUGUGGAUGGAACAAGCUGGAAGGAUUACUCAGCUGAUGGAGAAUUUUUUCCAGGUUCAACAGACAGAAAUAUCCCUGAAACUCAGCUGCUUGGCACACCAGUGUCCGCUCAGUAUGUCCGCCUCCUUCCAGUGGAGUUCAACGGUCAAGCGGGCCUCCGGUUUGAUGUCUUGGGAUGCACACCUGACUAUGCAAUUACAUGUGCCGACAAGCCCAACUUCAGUUCUGGCCAUGAUAAAAUGACGGUGCAUUGCCAAGCAGGCUGUGCCAAAGCAGAUUACCAGGUGUAUGGCACAUCUGUAUAUCGUGGGGACUCAAACAUCUGUGCAGCAGCCAUCCAUGCAGGAGUUGUUCUCAAUGAGAACGGAGGAGACUGCACCUUAAUAAAAGCUCCAGGACAAAACUUUUAUCCUGGCUCCACCAAGAACGGCAUCACCUCCAGGCAAUUUGAUGGAGACUAUGAAGUCUCGUUUUCUUUUGCAAAUGGGGAGCUGAGAUGCUCUGGACCUGACUGGUAUGAGUUUGGAGAUUUCUGCUACAAACCUUUUGGAGACAAAAAGACUUGGCAUAACGCCCGGAGCUCAUGCAGGAAUCUGGGUGCUGACCUUGUUUCCAUCCAGUCCAUGAAAGAACAGAGCUGGGUGGAAAGUUACCUAUACAUGGCCACCAGUAAUGUGUGGACUGGUCUUAAUGACCUGGCCAUCCCCGGUCUGUUCAUGUGGUCUGAUGAACACAUAGUAACUUUUACCUACUGGGCACCAGGAGAGCCCAACAAUCAUAAUGGCUUCAGUGAGGACUGUGUCGAGAUGUUACAUCAGACUGGCAGAUGGAACGAUAAAUCCUGCACACAGCUUAACAACUAUGUAUGCAAAAUGCCCAAAGCACACUACCCACUCCCCUCAGUCCAGCCCACCAUUUAUGGAUGUCCUCAGGGUUGGGAUGCAUAUGGCUACUCAUGCUACUGGAUGGAAGAGACGGCCAGGAGUUGGUCUGAUGCUAAAGCCUUCUGUAAGGAGAAGGACGGCUUCCUGCUGCACAUUGGAAACAUCUAUGAGCAGUCCCAUUUCACAGUGGCUCUGACUGGAAGGACUGGCUUCUGGUGGAUGGGGCUCCGUGCCCAAGGAGACUUAAGCGGAGGGGUCGACUACGUGUGGGACAACGGUUUACCUUUGACCUUCACUCACUGGGACCAAGACCAGCCAGAUGCUGAGGAUGGUACCUGUGUGGCUAUGACGACGGGUCAGAUUGGUGGUUUCUGGGAUGACAAACCCUGCUCAGAGGAGCACGCCUUCAUCUGUGAAAAGUUCAGACCUGAUAUCACCCCACCUACCGAGGCUCCAACCCCUCCUCCUUCACAGGGCUGCGCUGAUGGCUGGACAGCUUUGCCCCACUUCAGGAACUGCUACAAGCUUUUCCACAAUGUAGACUGGUCCCAGAAGAAGAGCUGGGGCACUGCAUAUGAAGACUGCAUAUCCAGAGGUGCUAAUCUGGUCAGUAUCCACAAUCAGGAGGAGGAAGAGUUUUUGUCUCUGUACACUAAAGGCAGCACUAAGUGGAUCGGCCUCAAGCACAACCCUAUUGAAGGUGGCUAUUCCUGGAGUGAUGGAACACCACUGUCACACACAAACUGGGGUUAUGGAGAGCCAAAUAACCACGAAGGCCGUGAGGAGUGCGUGGAGAUGGUGAGCAGCACCAACGGAACCUUCUCCUGGUGGAACGACCUCAACUGUGAUGCACAUCAGGAUUGGAUAUGCAUGAUUACCAAAGGAAAAACUCCAGUCAUUCCCCCAGCACCUCCAUCUCCUGUUCCAGCUCCUGAGUGUGGCUCAAAUCCUGGCUGGAGGAAGAACGGUGACAUCUGUUACUACUACAACGACACAGAUAUAGUUGACUUCCACACAGCCAUGAUGCGCUGCUAUGCAGAGAAGGCUCAGCUUGUGUCGAUCCUCAGCAAAGAUGAACAGGCAUAUGUUAACAGCAUGGUGGGGACAGGGAAGAUAGCUGCAGCCUGGAUCGGCUUGAGGAUGUUUGGCAUUGCAAGUGGACAGUACAUGUGGGUCGACUCUUCCCCUUUAACCUACACCCACUGGUCUCCGGGUGAGCCAAACAAUGCCAACGGGGAGGAACAGUGUGUCCAGAUGAACAGAAAUCAAGGUGGAUGGAACGAUGCCAACUGUGGCCGAGCUGGAGCGGGUUAUGUGUGUAAGAAGUUUCCUGGAGACAUCCACACACCUCCUCCCCCCACACAACCCUGGGAGGGCAACUGUCCUGCAGGAUGGUUACGUUUUAAGGACAAGUGCUUCAUGUUCAAAGGGAAGAAAGAUGAACUGAAAGCGAACUGGUCUUAUGCUCGAAGCUGGUGCAAAGAUCAAGGAGGAGACCUGGCAAUUAUUGAUAACCAGUAUGAGAAUGACUUUGUGGCUAGUUACCUUAAAGACUUGAAGCUCCCGACUUGGAUCGGUCUGUCAGAUCUUUUAGUGGAGAAUCAGUACGCCUGGUGUGAUGGGGUCAGUCCAGUGCUGUACACCAACUGGAAUGAACAUGAGCCCAACAAUGUAGGAGGAACGGAACAUUGUGUGGCCAUGACUCAUGGCCCUCUCUCUACCGGCAAGUGGAACGAUGACGCCUGCCACAAAGAUCAUAGCUUUGUCUGCUACAGAAAGAAAUCAAGCAGCAUUGAACCUCCUCCUCCUACCAAAAGCCCCUGCCCAGCUGACUACAUCUCCUGGUACGAGAACUGCUACAAGCUGGUUGAGGAACCGGCUACCUGGGAUGAAGCUCAGACAGCCUGCGAAGAGCAGGGCGGCAACUUGGCCAGCAUUGACAUGAGCUAUGAUCAGGCCUUUGUGGCUGGAGUCGUCCUGCAGGGAAAGGCAGAUGCCUGGAUCGGAUUAAGGCGCAAGGAGGAUGGCUCCUACACGUGGACAGAUGGUUGGCCAGUUUUCUUCACGCAGUGGGGUCCAGGGGAGCCCAGUAACAUCAAGGAUGAGGGAUGUGUCAGCAUGCAUGCUUCCAUCUGGUUCCAUGGGACCUGGAAUGACACCAAGUGUGACCAGGCAAAGUCUUACAUCUGCAAGAUCUCCUCGGCAAAACCGCCUCCGACUCCCAGCCCUGGCGAUGGGAAGUGUUUGCCUUUCUGGGUUCCCUACGGCCAUUACUGUUACUUUGUGUACGAUGGGAAGGAGGCCUUCUCCUGGAAUGAUGCCCGACACUUAUGCCAGUCAUACAAUACUGAGCUGGUAUCCAUCCACAGCAGAGCAGAGGUGGAGUUCAUCAGGAACUUAAACUACACCAAACACCACAACAUCUGGAUCGGUCUAACCCGGGACGGAAACUUUGGUUGGGGGUGGACAGACAAGACAUCCUUGGGAUUCCUUAACUGGGCUCAAGGUGAGCCCAACUCUGCCUUCCAUCCCGGGGAUAUCGCUGAAGAGAACUGUGUGGAGAUGUAUCCAGACGGGCACUGGAAUGACAACAACUGCCUGCAGAAGAGAGGCUUUGCCUGUCGCCAUCGCCAGUAUCAUACAACGGAUGAAAAUAAAAAUCCUAUUUUCCCCACUGAUAGCCCAGGUGCAAACAAUGGGCUGAUGGUUGGCGCUACCAUCGGAGCAAUCGCCUUCUUCUCCUUGAUAGCUGGAUUGCUGUUCUAUGUCUUCAAAGUGCGGGGAUAUAAACUGAGCAGUCUCACUUUGCCGACGAGAACGAGUACCAACAUCGAUGUGCCGGCUUUCAGCAACCCCAACUUCAUAGGAGAAUCGGAUACGUGAAGCUUCCCUGUUCUCUGCUUUUCAAAGAGAAUAUUUUUAAAAAUCCUGGUGGUUUAAAAAUUAUUUUUCUUUUAGGAUUAAGCAGUAUUAUGGAUAUCUUAAAACAGCUAAAAAUUUGUAAUAAUAUCAUUUGCUUUUCUUUCAAGUGAUGAGAAUAUUACUAAGAUUUGUAACCUCAAAAAUUGUAAAACGUUUAAUGUCACCUUUGCUCCCUUCAGUAUCGACCAUUACACAUAAAAAAAAAAAGAUUUUUAAUCAAUUUUUUUAUUUUCUUUUGAAAAUCCUUCAAUUUAAAAGUCUUGCUUUUUCAACCUCUAAUUAAUUAAAACAGUUUGAUCCCAGACAGAUUUUAUUGUGAUAUCUCAGACUACUCUACAUUUUUGGACCUUUCUCAUAAUAAAAUACUAGAAUUUGAGUCUUAGCAUCAGCAUCAACAUUAAGGAGCCCAAGUUCAUUCCUAGAGAUGUUUUUACCAACUUAAUAAAAGAAAAACGCAUUAUCUCCCUUAUGAAAAUUGUCAUCUUUAUGAAAAUGUUAUUUGAAGCUUUUGGUAUAACCUUUAAAAUUAUAUCAUUAUUUUGUUCAAAAUAAAGCAGAGAAAGCCUCCCUCCCCCAUCAA
Cyprinodon tularosa is the source of this 7262-nucleotide messenger RNA. RefSeq names its product macrophage mannose receptor 1. The record is from RefSeq and is a predicted model, not a curated record. NCBI's taxonomy places the organism in Eukaryota, Metazoa, Chordata, Actinopteri, Cyprinodontiformes, Cyprinodontidae. The coding region runs from base 149 to 6643 and encodes 2164 amino acids. Gene Ontology annotation, molecular function: carbohydrate binding; signaling receptor activity. The transcript is spliced from 50 exons.